Humulus lupulus (European hop) is the source of this 738-nucleotide messenger RNA. RefSeq lists its product as uncharacterized. The record is from RefSeq and is a predicted model, not a curated record. NCBI's taxonomy places the organism in Eukaryota, Viridiplantae, Streptophyta, Magnoliopsida, Rosales, Cannabaceae. The coding region runs from base 1 to 738 and encodes 245 amino acids. The transcript has 2 exons.
AUGGCCAAGAAUGAUGCAGAGAAAUCUAAGAGGGAAAGUGAGCCCACUUCAAUCCAAAGUAGUGUGGAAAAAGGAGAAAGAGUUGGAAUUUCAAAUACGUCAAAAGCUGAUCCUGAAGAAAAUGUUGUAGUAAUUCCUCCGCAAAAUGCAUCAGAGAAGCAAAUUAGUAAGCCACCUCCACCAUUUCCCCAAAGAUUUCAAAAGAAGCAGCAAGAUAGCCAAUUUCGAAGAUAUUGGGAUGUUUUGAAGCAACUCCACAUCAAUUUACUUCUGGUGGAAGCUUUGGAACAAAUGCCUAAUUAUGUGAAGUUCUUGAAAAAUAUUUUGACAAAGAAGAGGAGGCUUGGAGAAUUUGAAACGGUUGCUUUGAUUGAAGGCUGUAGUGCUAUUUUGAAGAAUAAAAUCCCUCCAAAGUUGAAGGAUCCUGGCAGUUUUAUAAUUCUAAUUUCUAUUGGGGGAAAAGAAGUUAGUAAAGCUCUGUGUGAUUUGGGGGCUAGCAUUAAUUUGAUGCCCAUGUCCAUUUUUAAGAAGGUUGGAAUUGGAGAAGCAAGGACAACUACAAUCACUUUGCAAUUAACUGAAUGCUCUAUGGUGCAUCCAGAUGGAAAGAUUGAAGAUGUCCUAGUACAAGUUGACAAGUUCAUUUUUCGGCGGAUUUUAUUAUUCUUGACUAUGAGGAAGAUAGGGAUGUACCGAUCAUUUUGGGGAUACCAUUUCUUGCCACUAGAAGGACUUUGA